CUCAAGACCCAUCAAUUCAGCCAACAUACUAAAACUUCUUCGUGGAAUUGCAAAUGUUAAGUUUCUUUGGAGGCUUCAACUUGAAUUUUCUGAAUGACUUUCUUGGGUGCUCGCCUAAUCUCGAAGCACUUGUUCUUGAGGGAAAUAGAUUUUCUUCAACCAAAUCCUGGAGCCCACCUCUGAGAGUGCCUCAUUGUUUGUUAUUCAAUCUCAAGGGAGUUGAGUUUCUUUACUUACGUAGAGAAAACCAAGAGUUUGAAGUGAUAGAAUAUUUGCUGAGAAAUGCAGAAGUUCUGAAGAAAAUGACAGUUGAUUGUCAGCAUUCACAUAUCUGGCAGAUAGCACAAGUUCCAAGGGCAUCAAAGACCUGUAUUCUUAAUCUCCUUUAAAGAUUUGUCCCUGCGAUGGACGUAAUACCUGCGGAGGAUAAUGAUAACAACUCACAGAUGAAUGAUGCAGACCUAUCAGGUGGGUCGACAUGUUAAACUCUAUUAAACAUGUUUAUGUUUUGUCAUGCAAAUAUCAGUGUACUUUUAGCAGUUGGCUUCCUUUAUAGAAUCUUGUUUCUGUCUUGUUGCCUUAUUUGCUAGUCUAUCUUUAUUCAUCCUACUAUUUUCUCCAUCGUUAGACGCAUUAACAGGAACAAACUUGGGCCAACUGACCCUCUGGCUGACAAUAACAAUGCUAGAAUGGCUCGGAUGGAGUUGAUGAUGGCCAAUCUGGUUGGAGUGGUUCAGAAUCUGCAGCAACAUGUGUUGCCUCCACGACCUCCACCUUCUGCAGGAAUGGUACCUCCUCCUCCUCCUCCUCCUCCUCCUUAGGUACCAUUUCCUAUGGGCUAGGGUGACGAACCGAAUGUCAAGGAAUUUCUCAAGAUGGGACCUUCGACUUUUGCUGGGGGAAUGGAUCCGAGGACUGUCAAGUCUUAGAUCUCAGCCUUAGAGAAAAAUUUCAAGGUCAUGCGUUGCCGUGACCAUCAAAAGGUUUUUCUAGCAACUUUAGGGAGAGUCUGAGCGUUGGUGGACGAUGAACAAAUCAGCAGACCAAACAAUGAGUUGGGCGCAGUUUCUGGUACUAUGUAAAGAGAAGUAUAUUCCGUAAUUCAUUCUAGAUGUUAAGUCGACCGAAUUUCAACAUUUGAAACAGCGAGGUUUAUAUGACCGUGACUACUUACGAGGCAGAAUUCACUAAUCUUGUGGAGCCGCAUAUCAUCAGGAAUCAUAUGCGGUGCAUACUUCGCAAGAUUAGUGAAUUCCGCCUCGUAAGCAGUCACGGCCAUAUAACCCCGUUGUUUCAGCUGUUGAAAUUUCGUCGACGUAGCAUCCAGAAUGGAUUGCAGAAUAUACUCCUCUUUAAAUAGUAUCAGAAACUGCACCCAACUCACUUUUUGGUCUGAUGGUCACGACAACGCAUGACCUGAAAAUUUUCUCUAAGGCUAAGAUCCAAGACUUGAAGUCCUCUCCUUCCAUGGCCGGCUAAACUCCUAUUCUAGGGUUAGAUGAAGGUUUCUUCCAAGUAGUUUGAGUUUUGCUUGUACUUUAAGGUUUAUUCAUUUGUAUCUUAUGUUGUAUGCCUAAGGAUAUUUUCAUUUCUAAUGGAGGGUUUGAAUGUUUUCCAUUA
Molecule: messenger RNA, 1620 nt
Organism: Rhododendron vialii
Lineage: Eukaryota; Viridiplantae; Streptophyta; Magnoliopsida; Ericales; Ericaceae
Product: putative F-box/FBD/LRR-repeat protein At3g49030
Exons: 4
Coding region: 54-389 (111 amino acids)
Source: RefSeq, a predicted model, not a curated record